Molecule: messenger RNA, 10523 nt
Organism: Hemicordylus capensis (graceful crag lizard)
Lineage: Eukaryota; Metazoa; Chordata; Lepidosauria; Squamata; Cordylidae
Gene: B3GALT1
Product: beta-1,3-galactosyltransferase 1
Exons: 1
Coding region: 1-981 (326 amino acids)
Cellular component (GO): membrane
Molecular function (GO): N-acetyl-beta-D-glucosaminide beta-(1,3)-galactosyltransferase activity
Source: RefSeq, a predicted model, not a curated record
AUGGCUUCAAAAGUCUCAUGUUUGUAUGUCCUGACGGUUGUUUGUUGGGCAAGUGCUCUUUGGUACUUAAGUAUAACACGUCCUACUUCAUCCUAUACCGUCCACAGAACUUACCACAGCACCUCAAUAGCUAGGAAAAAUGUCUCCUUUGGCAAUAUAAGAACUCGACCAAUAAAUCCCCACUCGUUUGAUUUUCUCAUAAAUGAGCCUGAGAAGUGUGAGAAGAAUGCCCCUUUUCUGGUCAUUCUGAUCAGCACAACUCAUAAAGAAUUUGAUGCGAGACAAGCCAUUCGAGAGACAUGGGGAGACGAGAAUAACUUCAAAGGCAUUAAGAUUUCCACUCUCUUUCUUCUGGGGAAAAACACAGACCCUGUGUUAAAUCAGAUGGUAGAACAAGAAAGUCAGAUUUUCCAUGACAUUAUUGUGGAGGAUUUCACUGACUCUUAUCAUAACCUGACUCUGAAAACUUUAAUGGGAAUGAGGUGGGUGGCUACGUUUUGUUCAAAAGCCAAAUACAUCAUGAAAACAGAUAGUGACAUUUUUGUCAACAUGGACAACCUUAUUUACAAGUUGCUAAAACCCAACACCAAGCCAAGGCGAAGGUAUUUCACUGGUUAUGUCAUCAAUGGAGGCCCAAUCAGGGAUGUCCGUAGCAAAUGGUACAUGCCUAGGGACUUGUAUCCUGACAGCAACUACCCACCAUUUUGCUCGGGCACUGGCUACAUUUUUUCGGCAGAUGUAGCAGAGAUGAUUUACAAAACCUCCCUCCAUACUAGACUUCUUCAUCUUGAAGAUGUAUACGUGGGACUCUGUCUGCGGAAGCUUGGCAUCCAUCCUUUCCAAAACAGUGGCUUUAAUCACUGGAAGAUGGCCUACAGCCUGUGUAGAUAUCGGCGUGUUAUCACAGUGCAUCAGAUCUCGCCUGAAGAAAUGCACAGGAUUUGGAACGACAUGUCAAGCAAGAAGCAUCUCAGAUGCUAGGACAUUUUACAGAUGUAAAUACUUUGGUUUUUUGUGAAGUCUUUUUUCACCUGAGUAGAGAGAAAAUCAGAUAUUGGACAAUGAGAGAUUAACUUUCAAGACAGGAAAGUCUUUAAUAUGUGUUGUCUGCUUGUUCUUUACAGCUUUUACUUCUGGUUUACAAACCACGGGCUCUAUUCAUGAUGGUCUUAUUUAUACCAGUCAAAAGGUUAGAGUCGCAUCUGUCGUAUCCAGUUUCACAACUGUGUUCAUAAGAUGACAAAUGACUGCUAGAAAUGGUAUAAUCUGUUCUCAUUACACAUCUGGAAUAGGAACUUGAAAACAAAGAUGAGCAACAUGAGGCUCCCUGGGGCUUUUUCAUGUAACUUGCAAGUUCUUGUUAAAAAUCCCAAGAACCCCAGCUUUCAUUUUAAAAACAAAGAGACGGAGCCUCAUGCUGUCUGAGACGAAUUUGAAUGUGCAGAGCUGAGCAGUUUUAGGAUCAUCUUCUGUUCUAAACUAGAUGUCUGCCUAAGCUAUCACAGAAGAUCAAUCUCAAGUAUAGUGUUUAGUGCCCACGCAAAUAAAACAAGACUAUACAGUCAUUUCUGAUUUUACAGCUGGAUUCCAAAGGGUCCCAUGUAGGCUUUUGCACAUGAGCCAGAACACUUCCUGCUUUCCUUCCGACAGCAACCUCUCCCUUCCCUAGACUCUGAGGGACCUCUUAGAAACGGCAUCCAGGAAACUCCCUAUGAAUGGAUAGAAUCACUUUUUGGUGCACAUGGGGCUCUUGGGAUCCCAGCUUUUGCUGUAGUCCUACCAGUCUCAGAGAUGGAUAUACUUGUCCCCAGAUAUGAUAUCAGGUUUUGCUUUUUAAAACAAACACACAGUGGGCCGCAUUCAGACUAGUUUUCUGUUUGUGGUACUAUAUGUCAUUUCCACAAGAGGGAAGGGUUUGGGUUGUUAAACCCUUUUUGCUGAUUCCCCCUUUCCACUACUGCCCCCUAUCCCCCCUCCAUUUGCCUUUGAGGGUUGGGAGACUUUCAGGAGCAGGUUUUGGAGGGGCACAGGAAACUGCAGAGGGAAAGGGGGAAUGGUGAACAUUGCCCUCCCACCUCCUUGCAAGAGUGAAACAUACUCCCAUGAAUGGAAGGUUUGUCUGGAUGUUGCCCACUGUCAUCUUUUCCUCACACCAAAGGCAAAAUGAGGCUGUAGAAGACAUUGAUAAUACUAAGAGAGAGCAGAAAGCAUGUGCCAAUAUAUAUAUAUAUAUAUAUAUAUAUAUAUAUAUAUAUAUAUAUAUAUAUUUACAAGCAGCAAAUUUCAUACAUAUUAAAAAUGGUAAAGGUAUUAAAAGGUAUCAACUUCCUUUUUGAGAAAGUAAAACAUCUAUUUUGUAAAUCAAAAUCAUGUCCCAUUUUAGAACAGUUGGUAGAGAGAGCAUUAAAAAAUCAGUAUGAAUUCCAUAAUGAUUAGGAUGGAAGAAGUAAGCAAUAGCAUUAAACAAGCAGAAUGUUAACUGAACAUCUUAAUCUACUGAGGAUGAAAACAACUCCACAACCAACACUUUGGGUAGUACAGUGUUAAACACACAAUAGUUCAUUGCAGCUGUCGGGAUUUCCUACCCUCCUCCGUAAGACAGGGUAAUUUACCCAGUCAAAUGGCAGUGUGCCGAAAGAAGCAGAGGGCUCCAGGCGCCAGGACAACCCCAGUAAUUACCUUUCAGAAGUCAGGAAAGGCUCAGAGAGGCGGGCAACAGAAUGGCGGAGAUAGAAUAGCGAUGAUAUCAGUUCCACAGCUGCAGAUGUGUGUAGAAAUGCUAGUGAAGCAGGUGGAGUUGGAGAACAAGUCCUCUUGGGAGGCCAGGGAUUGGGUGGCCGGGCCAGGGGAAAAGAGCAAGUUGGAAGGCGGGAGGAGUGUCCUAAAUGCAGGGCUUUAUUUAAGGCAGGGGCUGCCAGAAAUGAGACGAUUAGCAGGGAUGGGGUUUGUUGGUCUGGUGGACUCCCAGAAAGGAGCUCAGACCUUUGCUCCCACUGAUAGGCGAAGGAGUGGAAUGACUGUAUUUCCCUCCUCCCACAACUCUGAGGCAAUGCCCGUGCCUAUAAUUUAGUGCGAGGGGGUGGGAAGGUUAAUUAGAGAAUUCUUCCUCCCUAAAUACAGACAGCAGCAUUUUAUAUUUUAAAGGGCCCUAGUGUUUUUCAAGUACAAAGGGCUGCCCAGAACUGUAUUCAGUAGAGAUCAGCAUAAUUAGUUUUUUCAGCAAUUAAGAGAACCAUGAGCUAAAUAGAGAGGCAAUCCAAGAAGGAAAGAUUAUAUAUUAAGUCAGUUUUUCUCUUCCUUACUCCCUGUGUGCCAUUCUCUAACACUGAUUAGAUUUACUUCAUUUGUUAAAGCCAGGAGCCAUUAAAAUUUGACAGAAGCAGUGAGAACUAUAUCAUAAUAAGAUUUUUUAAAAACAGCAAUAUCUUUUUUUUUUUUUAAGGUCACAAAAUCAAAUAUCAGUUUGGCAGCAGUUUAUGGGCCAAACCAGAUUUGACAGGAACUCCCAUCUUUUUUUCAAGAAGUUGCCACACCCCAACUGGAUCAGAGUUGCCAUGCAGGGGGUCACCCUUUACCCAUCACAGAUUCCAUGAUUUAUCUUCCGUCCAGAAGCAGCUGUUAGCCAUGGAUUGGAAUAUUUAUGGGCACAAAUGUCCUCUCCAUUGCUAGUAGCCAUUGGAGAGAUUAUUUGGCUUGAAGCCACACCUCCGUGUACCCUUUCAAGUUGUUUUUUAAUGAAAACAUUGGGGAGAAUUCCAGUCACAGAACUCCACAACAUAUCUAUUCUGGCCCUAUACUUUUCCUAAUUUUACCAGUAGCUGAAGCCAACAAAGUAACAUCAUAGACUAUCCCCAUCCACUAACAGUUUGAUUUUUUCCCUGAUUACUAGAAUUGAAGGGCUUUCUGAUGAGAAUAAUUCAUCCUUGAGGUUUGCACAAAUAAAGAGUACAGUUCAAAAGAUUAUGCAGCAAAUCCUGAACUCAUUCUGCUUUGCAUAUGCUAUACUUUAGUUUGACUGGAAACUAAGUUUGAUAUCAAACUAAGUUUAGUUUGAUAUUUCAGAUUCACUGGGAAUAUCAGAUAGGGAGCAGAAAGUGCAUUUUUUCUCUUUCUGCUCCCUACCUGAUAUUCCCAGUGAAGCUGACAGUGAAUCAAAAGGUUAGACUCCUUCCAUCACAAUACUAAUGUGUAGACUGGAGUGCCUUGAACAUCUUUUAUAUUUUAGAUCGCAUCCAACUGUGCCUGGUGCUUUUUGGAAUCAGCACUCUCUAGCCCAACAGGUGAUCAGUUCUGUGAACUCUGGCAGUACCAACCACCGGGAGGAUACAGGUGUUAGAAUAUCAAAUUUGACCAAUUGAGGUACCUUUUUCUCCCCCAGAUACCUAAAAGGCAGUUGAUUCUGUCAGAACUGGUAAGCUGUUAGAUAGACAGGAAGGUGGGGUUCACUGAAUACAUCAGUUGUGCUAUUUUAGGCAUCCUCCCCUACUUCAGGAUGCCCAGUGGGUGUUUUGAUUAGUCUUCAUUCCCUAGCUCAAACUGCUUCUGAAAGUCACCUGAGUUUCAACAGCCAUUUGCCAUGUGGCAUGAUGAGCGCCUGCUGUUUGAGAAACACAAACCCAAAGCUUGAGCAUGUGGAACUAGUAGCAAAACACAUGGGAUCAGCUUUCUUACACAUUUGAUUCUCUGGAAUCAGAGGGGAUUUUUCUGAUAUAAAUGAAGGAAGGAAGUAUUACUGACUCUCCCAUACAGCACAGAUUUAUAGCAUCUGUAUAAUUAUUCAAAUGCUCAGAGUUAGUACUCAGUUAUUUGGCCAAACUACAUUUGAUGUUUAAUUGCAUGUAGCUAUUCUCCAGCUCUUAAACAUGCACGCACGCACGCAUGCACACGCGCGAACACACACACACAGAGCCACGGAUUCAGGGCCAAUACUGGAAGUCAGCAUUGGCCCACAAGUUCCUCUUGCCCAGGACCUUCUGAGGGCUGAUAUCUGAGACCAUCUCUGUGCUCCAACCUUCAUUUAUCAGUAGCAGAACAACUUUCUCAGCCAAGAGUUACUCUGUUAACAGUAUUGUUACAGCACCUCACAAUCUGAAACUAACUAAAACUUCUCAGACAGAAUAUUCAGAAGUCAAACUUUGAUAUUUAUUUUUAUCGUCAUCAAAUACAGAAAGUAAAGCUAUGAAAAACAAUUUGAACAUGAAAUUAUAUGCAUCAGAAAAAAGGGAGGACAAGCACUGUAAAACAAACAAGAUUUUAUGCCUCAUACUGUACAUGUUUUUUCUUUUCACAUUUCUAUAUGCUUUACUAGUUUUAGUAGAUUUCUGUAUUGUUUAACAUUGAAAGCAGACAUUAUCAUAUCCCAGUACUGGAGAAAAUAAGUCCAGUUUUUCAGGAAGAAAUUCAGAGGCUGUAUAUUUUACCCUAAAUAGGUUUAUAAGGUUUUAUCAAGGAAUAUGAUAUUCUAAACAUAACACAGUUUUUUUCUUAUUUCUUUGGCAACUAGUAUAGUUUGUGUGAUGCAGCUGAGAAUAGCAAUUUUGUCAAAAGAUUUCACAAAGACUCUCCAAUGAAAAGGCAGGCCCUCCACAUCCACUCCCCAGCCCAACCAGUGAUACUUUCCAUCCAUGCUGAUGAGAAAUUCUGAAAAAAUGUCACACACAGAAUGGUUUUUAUCACAACUAAGAAUUUCACAUUUAAAAUGUAUCAGUUUUAGAGAUACACAUGUGCAAAUGUUGCUUUUAAUGUUUUCUUCUAAUGACAUAUCAUAGCUGCGCAUCAUUUUCUGCAUAUGUAUAUUGAAGUUGUGCCACUGUAUAACAUUACUAAAACUUUCAGUCAUUUCAGUCCAUAACUUGAAGAAAACAGACAGCCAAUAUGCACUAAAGCUAUAAUCCGAAGUGAUUAUCAUCAGUUGGAGUAUUGCCAUUGACUGUGGGAUGUAAUUUGUACAAAUGCCUUAUAUUUUGUUUUUGGCACAUUUUCCUUAAAGGCAAGAAAACUCUGCAAUCAAAGGCAGACAGAGUUAUGUCUGUUAAAGGAGAUGUUCAUUGAUCUUCAGCACACCCUUGCAAAUGGCUUGUUCUCACACAUAUCUCAUGUAUGUAAUGCACAUGCACAGUUGAACACGUUUUGUACUAAAGAAUUUAAAAACGUCUAGAGAUAAAGCCCUACAUAUUUUAUUCACAUGACUGGCUUUUAAAGGUGAAGAGAAUAUAGUAGUUUGUCAUAGGAACAUGAUGGUUUGGUAGAGACUUGCCAUAUCAGUUCCAAAAAAAUGAGAGCAGGUUCAUACAUUCAGUGGGCACAGUCUAGUGAUAUUUAACUCUAAUUAAGUCAUGUUGGAGGCAAUAGAAUUGGAAUUCACUGUAACUAACAAGGAAAUCAGACUCUCUCAUGACUAUCAUUUGCUGGAAUGUGCCCAAUGUCUGCAAUAUUAAAUGAAGGCUUGAUGUGUGAAAGCACCACAGAUUAAGUCUCACAAGUGGAGAUUUCAUAUCAUUUGAUAUCCAGAGUGAUGUAUGUGUGAAUGGACUCUGUGACAGGUGAUAUCCUUUUAGACUGCCAUCCAAUGAAAGCUCCUCUUUAGGAAGAAAGAAGUUCACUUAAACAUUCAAUGUACUGAUAGAAGAAAGCAAAAUAAAGUAAAAUCCAGAUGUUUUGAAAGGUAAAGUCAUGCCCUUAAUUUGGUGUCGACACCUGGCGACCACAGAGCCAGGUCGUUUUCUUUGGUAGCAUACAGGAGGGAUUUACCAUUGCCUCCUCCUGCCCAGUGUGAGAUGAUGCCUUUCUAUAUCACCUUCUUAUAUUGCUGCUGCCCAGUAUAGGUGUUUCCCAUAUUCUGAGAAACAUACCAGCAGGGAUUCGAGCCAGCAACCUCUUGCUCACUGGGCAAGUCAUUUCCCCACUGCGCCAUUAGAUGGCCCCUAGAUGUUUUAGGUAACUUCAAAAGUAUAUUUUAGGCAUGUAAACAUUUAAUAUUCUGCCUAAACCACCCAAGAUACCUGAAGUGCCAGCUUCAUAAUUUUGCAUAAGUAACAAGCAAACCAAUGGAUGCUCUAUCCACGCACACACUUCUGGUUGUGUGAUAUAGCCAAAACCAGCUGUAUAGUUAGUUGACAGGUAUGAUCGAGGAAGAUCAGUCACACACAAUACAAAAGGUGCAUGUGAAAGAUGAACAUGUACACUUUCAAAAUAAAGCUGAAGAAUGCAUAGGGAGGCAAAUGAAUCUUGCUUCAAAUUACAGGGCCUCAAUAAAUCAUCUCUUCUUUGAACACUUCUGUAAUCCUUUAUCAUUCCUCCACUCUAUGCACUGGACAUACAGAUCCCUUUGCCCUAAGAUCAACUGCCCUAAGAUUGCCUCAAGUCUGUUGACUACCAACCUGCUUGAAGCCACAUGAAAAUGGAUAUUGUAGGUGGGCUGCUGGUAGUUAUUGUUCCAUUUCAGCCAAUGCAGAACCCAUUAUAGUGGUGGAAGUAUCAGACUAGGACUGGAGAGGACCAAGUUCAAAUCCCUGCUCCACUAUAAAGCUUUCUGGGUAGCCCUAAGCAGUCACAAUUCCUCAGCCAAACAUAUCUCACAGGGCUGGGGAGCACCUUAAUCUCCUUGGAGGAAGGGCAAACUCAAAAUGCAAAUAAAUAAAUAAAUAUCCAUUCUGUGGCGGCUGCAGGAGUUCCUAUUGUAUAUCCUUUUCAUUGCUUUGAUAAGAGAACAUUAGCAGCUUGCACAGUUAAAAAUGUGUUAACUUUUCCUGACAUUCCUUAGCAGUUUUGAGCACCUCUUUCUCAUUGGUGGACAGAUGGUUAAUGGGAGAUAGCAAAUUACAAUGGAGCAGUCAAGAUCUGAAUUUAUCUUGGUGUUACUUUAUCCAUCUCAGGCACUUCUACAUGAUGACUUUCUGUCCUUGCACUGUAACAUCUACAAAAUGAUUGACCAUGUGACAGGGUCAUCACAUUUCUCUGCUUGCCUGGCCUGCCCUACACACACAUACACAUACACACACACACACACACACACACACACACACAGAGGCCAAUACUGAUGGAUCUGGUGUAGGGAAAACCGAUAACAUGACAAUGCCACAUCAUAUGGGGAGUGUUCGCGAAUGUUGAAAUGGCAGGGUGAAAACCCACCAUGAGAAAAGAACAUCUAAACUAGCUCUUUGUUGCAGCCUUCAGACAUAUAGGAUUCUACAUCACAUCCUUAGAGAUGCUGGUUGACUUUGAAAGACAUCCAGCUCUGUUGGCUUUCUCUUAUGGGUUAUUACUGGAAUCCAGUAAUAUGGAUUACUAUGGGUUCAAGGUAAUAUUGGAUCAGUCAUGUAGUAAUACAAAGAGAUGUAAUCAAUGAACAGUGUUAGAAAAAACCCAAUUCAAAUAAACAUGGAGUAGAUUCAGGCAUCACAGUAAACCAGAAGCUUGGCUGAACCGAUGGUUCCCAGAGCAUGUCCAUAAGCCUGACUUCCAGUGUCGGUUCAGCUAUGCCAACACUGGGUGUGUCGUGAGAACACAUCAAAGUUGCCAUAUUCUGCUCCACUUCUGACAUCUGACCUCCACUUCAAAUCUUGGUUAUAGAUAUUGGCUUCUGGACCACAAGUAGGGCAGCAAAUGCGAACGUUGGCAGGUUCACAUGACACAUUCAGUUUUGGCAUAGCCACCCCAACACCAGAUGUCAGUCUCAUGGACAUGCUCCGGGAACCAGCAGUUUGGCUGAACCACCAGUUCACCAUGACUUCUGAACUGCCCAUAAUAAAGCCUAACAUCUGACAACCAAGGCCCAGCCAUAAAAAUCUAACAGCCCCAAAAUUACCUAUGGGGAAAAACAAAAUGUGAAAAAUUAACAUCUGCCUAAACCCAGAGAUUUUUAAAUCUCCUUCAGCACUACAUUAAUGCUUGGCAUUGUGUGUGUGUGUUUCUCUCUCUUUUGAGCAGAUUUGUAAAUAUUCAUCAUGGAAAGUGUUGUAUAUAUUUUAAGUCAAUUUCUUCUCUAUUCCACUGCAUAUAUCUGUAGAGUCAGCUUGCAAUGUAACUUUUUGUUAUGCAUGGAGUUGAAUCAGGCUUUCUAUCCAUCAGUGUUUCAAGAGCCUUAAGCAUGAGUGCCCAGAUUUUUGAAUGUACAAGGCUUUUUAAAGAAUUAACUGAUUUUUAUACUUUUCUUAAUUAUUUUGAGCAAACGGGGGGAAAUGGAAAUGUUAAGGAAAUUGGACAUUGAGAUGUUAAACAUGUAGACAUGUUCCUUCACUUGAAGUGUUUGGUCUCAAUAAGAUUGUAAAGAACCAUCAGCCAGUAUUUGUUUUAAAUUUUAUUUGAGGCAAACAAGUGCUUGUAUUAUGUGGAAAAAAUAUUUGAUUUGUUCAGAGCAGGGGAAAUGAUUUGAAUGAAUCACCUUUUUAAAAUAUAUAUAUAUAUAUAUAACCAUUAUUUGAAUAAAAAUCAUGGCUUUAAAAAAACUGAAAUGUAAAAUGGACAAAGCACAUAUUGCCAAGCUUUUAGAAGUUUUAUCUUCUGAAGAACUAUACCAUUAUGGAUUUUCAUAGUGGACGACUUUGGAAGAUUCCAGAGUCAUUAAGAUUCAGUGGAUAAGUUGAUUCCUUAUUGGGAUUAAACCUUUAUAGGUACACAUUUUUUAAGACCACUUUAAAAGAAAAGAGAUAAUUAUCUAAGGAAAAUUGUCAACAUUAUCUGAACUUUAAGUGUACCAGUAUAUACGAAUGGCUGUAUUUAUGUAUUUUUUUUGGUCAAAAUUGUAUAUAUUGUUUUAUCUAGCGUUAUUGUCUAAAAGUGCUUUCUUCUAGUUGAAAAAGUAUUAUCUAGGGGUCUGUGGGGGUGCCAGCCAAGCUGCUAAUCAAGUUUUUUAAAUAUAUAUAUAAAUGUUCAAAGAGAGCUGAAGAAAAAUGGAGAGUGUCCUGUACAGUUUACUUCUUUUGGUCACGCUUUCCUGAAAAGUAAACUAGUCUCAGACAGCACAAAGCUAAGCUAUAGCCACAUCUGUCAUGAGGAAGGAGUGUUGUUUUGCUGAUCGUUUUUAAACAUUGGGAAAAUAAAUUAAGGGGAAAAAACCUGUUGUAGUUGACCAUUAUUUCCAGAAUGUUUUCUUCAGAAAUGCAUCAUAUCAUAGUUCUUCUUUAGAUUAUGUUCUAUAGUGAUCAACUAUAAUUAGGCAUAUAUUAUAAGCAUACAGAUAGGUCCAUCUAGUGGAUUAUUCUGAAUUUUGCCAUAGGGAGCACAUGCUCAGUUUAAUAAUUCCUGGUCAACACUUAACAUAAUAGAAAGUCUAUCACUGCAGAAGUUACUUAAAUGAAGUACCAAUUAGAUUUCAUUAUGGAUCUACUGCUUGGUCUUGCCAUAUUUAAGUUUAAGAAAAUGUAUUACAAGUACUUGAACACAUUUUAAAAAUUGUAAUAAUGUUAUAUUGUUUGUUAAAUGAAUGAUCAUAGUCACCCUGAGUACUCCAUUUUGGUGAGGAAAGGCACAAAAGAAUUUAUGAAAUAAAUAAAAUAUUGAUAUUAUUAUUAUCAAAUAUAUAA